GGAAAAGCCGCUCCGAAGCUGUUCAACCGACUGCCAUCUCUACAGCUCCAUGUUGAACACCCUCAAGGAGACCCUCAGGCCCUGCACAAAACCACCUUCAUCCCCUCCCGCUUCUCACUCCCAGUCCUCAGUUUCCCACCAAUUCGAUCCCGUAAACCCCAGAAAACCCCCCAAGUCUUCUCUUUCUCAGCAGCUUCAACGCCUCCAAGAUCCCCUUUCUUUGCCCAAAUCACUGCCGCAGAAUCAAGCAAAGCAACCCGCUCACGAUGACCGUGAAGAAGAAAAAGAAGAAGGCGAGGAAGAAGAGGGAGACCGAAAGCAAGAAGGACAAUGGGGAUUCGAAAGACCCAAGUCAGCCUUUCUUCAGUUGGAUCACACAGGACCCUUCCAGCCCUUGGUCUUGUCUCCACCAGGCGAGCAUCCGGUGAUACAGGUGCCGGCAUCAAUCAAUUGUAGGCUUCUUGAACACCAAAGAGAGGGGGUAAAAUUUUUGUAUCGCUUGUACAAGAAUAAUCAUGGCGGUGUUCUUGGAGAUGACAUGGGACUAGGGAAGACUAUCCAAACAAUUGCAUUCCUGGCUGCUGUAUAUAAAAAAGAUGGGGAAUUAGAUGGCUCCACAAUACUGAAAGGAACUCAUGUGGAAAAGAAGGGUCCUGUAUUAAUUGUUUGUCCCACUUCUGUUAUUCACAAUUGGGAGAGUGAAUUCUCCAAGUGGGCAACCUUUAAUGUCUCUGUUUACCAUGGUGCAAACCGCGAUCUGAUUCUUGAGAAACUAGAAGCACGUGGAGUUGAAAUACUUAUAACUAGUUUUGACACAUUUAGAAUUCAUGGCAGCAUUUUGUCGGAGAUUCCGUGGGAGAUCGUGGUAGUUGAUGAGGCUCACCGGCUAAAGAAUGAAAAGUCAAAACUUUAUUUGGCUUGUUCUGAAAUCAGAACACAAAAACGCUUUGGUCUCACUGGAACUAUAAUGCAGAAUAAAAUUAUGGAACUGUUUAAUCUCUUUGAUUGGGUUGCACCUGGAUCCUUGGGAACACGGGAACAUUUCCGAGAGUUUUAUGAUGAACCACUCAAACAUGGUCAGAGAUCAACUGCUCCUCAAAGAUUUGUCCGGGUGGCUGAUGAGAGAAAACAGCACCUAGUGACAGUUCUUCAUAGAUAUCUGUUAAGAAGGACAAAGGAGGAAACUAUUGGACAUCUUAUGAUGGGGAAGGAAGAUAAUGUAGUAUUCUGUGCCAUGAGUGAGUUACAAAGGCGGGUUUAUAGGAGGGUAUUACAACUACCAGACAUCCAGUGCCUUAUAAAUAAGGACCUCCCAUGUAGCUGUGGAAGCCCACUUACUCAGGUGGAAUGUUGUAAAAGAACUGUACCAGAUGGAAUCAUCUGGCCAUACCUUCACAGGGAUAAUCCAGACGGUUGUGACUCAUGCCCCUUUUGUCUUGUUCUUCCUUGCCUUGUAAAGCUCCAGCAGAUAAGUAAUCAUCUAGAGCUGAUUAAACCAAACCCUAGGGAUGAACUAGAUAAACAAAGGAAAGAUGCAGAGUUUGCCUCUAAUGUCUUUGAUAAUGAUAUUGAUUUGGUGGGAGGGAAUGCUCAGAAUGAGAGUUUCAUGGGCCUGAGUGAUGUUAAGCACUGUGGCAAGAUGCGAGUUCUGGAAAAGUUGAUGAUAUCCUGGGCUUCACGAGGUGACAAAAUUCUUCUAUUCAGCUACUCUGUUAGAAUGCUGGAUAUUCUGGAGAAGUUUCUCAUUCGCAGAGGCUAUUGCUUUUCAAGACUGGAUGGUUCCACUCCAACCAGCUUGCGUCAAUCCCUUGUUGAUGACUUCAAUUCAAGUCCAAGCAAACAGGUCUUCCUCAUAUCUACUCGGGCUGGUGGACUUGGUCUCAAUCUUGUUAGUGCAAACCGUGUAGUAAUUUUUGACCCUAACUGGAAUCCUGCUCAGGACUUACAAGCCCAGGACAGGUCUUUUCGUUUUGGGCAGAAGCGUCAUGUUGUUGUUUUUCGCCUUCUUGCUGCUGGUUCCCUUGAAGAAAUUGUUUAUUCACGUCAGGUCUACAAGCAGCAACUAUCAAAUAUAGCUGUUUCUGGAAAAAUGGAAAAACGAUAUUUUGAAGGUGUCCAGGAUUGUAAAGAAUUUCAAGGCGAGCUUUUUGGAAUCUGCAAUCUAUUCCGUGAUAUUUCUGAUAAGCUUUUCACAAGUGAGAUAAUUGAAUUGCAUGGAGAACAAAGACAAGAACAAGAGCAUUCUUAUAGCACAAAGCAGGAUUUGACUGAACUUGGGACCCAUUUUGUUCCUUUGAUGGAAGCAAGUCGAACAUUUUCAUCUCAGUUGGAGAUCAGAAAGCCCAAUGAUACAGACGGUUGUUUGAUCGCGAAGCCUAUGCUUGAAGAUUUGGGCAUCUUAUAUGCUCACCGUAAUGAAGAUAUUGUCAACGCUAGACCAGGAAUUGACAGCAAGAGAGAUGCGAGUUUGCCCCAUGGUGAGAACCCAAGGCAGUUGCCUUUCCCUGCUGUGAAGAGCAGGAAGCCUGACAGAGUUGGCGAGAAAGAGAGUGCUUCAUCCCGGAAGGAUAAGAAAAAGAGCCAAUAUAGCCUGCUUUCUCAGUUCAUGGGUAUGGGAGAGGUUGAGUUUAGCAAGUGGUUACUCUCUGCGACUCCUUUGGAGCGGGAAAAAGUGCUUCGGGACUACAAGAAGCGAAAGGCGAAGAUGCCUAAUGGUUGAAGGGCAGAGCCUUCUCAUCAGAUGUAUAAAAUAAAAUGUAAAUCUGCAGUGUAUAAUAUGAUAUUGUGCCACAAAGAUUAAUCUUCCUUUUUUAACCCCCUUGAAAGUUCUUUAAUGUGCUGCAUUCAAAUGGAAAAUAUUGUAGCAAUUCUUAGAAAAAAAUUAGCAUUUUUUUGGCAAAUUUUUACAGUGUACCCUGCAACCUAUUUGCUUUAUUGGUAAAACAAUGCUCCAUCAGAUUGCUUUUCGUGUUUAUAAA
Molecule: messenger RNA, 2978 nt
Organism: Malania oleifera
Lineage: Eukaryota; Viridiplantae; Streptophyta; Magnoliopsida; Santalales; Ximeniaceae
Product: switch 2
Exons: 8
Coding region: 50-2719 (889 amino acids)
Molecular function (GO): ATP-dependent chromatin remodeler activity; ATP binding
Source: RefSeq, a predicted model, not a curated record